UCAGCGCGACAGGCGGCAAGAUGGCGUCAGGAAGUGGGUCAAAGAACGCAGAUUUCCGUCGAAAGUGGGAUAAAGAUGAAUAUGAGAAACUUGCACAGAGACGAAUCACGGAAGAGAGAGAAAAGAAAGAUGGCAAACCACUACAGCCCCCUGUCAAAAGGGAGCUUCUCAGGCACCGAGACUACAAAGUGGAUUUGGAGUCCAAGUUGGGGAAAACCAUUGUCAUUACAAAGACCACACCUCAGUCUGAGAUGGGCGGGUAA
Molecule: messenger RNA, 263 nt
Organism: Bufo gargarizans (Asiatic toad)
Lineage: Eukaryota; Metazoa; Chordata; Amphibia; Anura; Bufonidae
Product: zinc finger matrin-type protein 2-like
Exons: 3
Coding region: 21-263 (80 amino acids)
Biological process (GO): mRNA splicing, via spliceosome
Cellular component (GO): spliceosomal complex; U4/U6 x U5 tri-snRNP complex
Source: RefSeq, a predicted model, not a curated record